AUGACUGAGAAACAGAAAGGCGAUAAUGUUGAUUCAUGCAAUGAUAUUGUUAAAAAUUCGUACUAUUCCUAUAUACGUUGCUGUCAAUUGACUAGUUAUCGUACGCUCAACUCACUGUACAAUUCUUUAUAUCCAGGUCAUCCGAUUCGUGGAGUCAUUUUUUGUAGUACCAUUCCAGUCCUCUACUUGAAAGGCUAUGACUCAUCAUUCGGUAUCAUUACUUGGUUGGAAGAGCACAUUUUUCGACGCGUGUUCCCAUCGAAAAAUGGCACACUUAUUGCUUGUGUUACUUUUGCCGCAGGUGCCUAUAUUAGUAUUAUUAAAAUUCGUCAAUACACCUUGAAGGCACUUUUUUCGUAUCAUGGUUGGAUGUAUCAAAAACAUGGUGAAGCUGUUGGUCUAAUACCGAAAUUUUGGAUGGGUCUCGUGAAAGUAUUUGCCGGUCGAGACCCAUCUUUAUAUUCGUGUCAAAAUAUUCUGCCAGCAUUACCAUUGCCUAGUUUAGAUGAUACAUUACAACGGUACUUGAGAACAGUUCGACCACUUUACGACGAUGAAGCAUAUCAACGUACGGUAGAACAAGCCGACAUAUUCAAGAAUACUAUUGGAUAUAAACUACAAAGGUAUCUUUGGUUCAAAUGGCUUUUGUCAUCGAAUUAUGUAACGGAUUGGUGGGAAAAAUUUGUCUAUCUUCGUGGUCGAUCACCGCUUAUAGUGAAUAGUAAUUAUUAUUGUCUCGACGCCGUAUUCUCUCGUCCGGCAAUGAAACAAACUGCACGUGCUGCCAACAUCGUUUACGCGGCAUUGAAAUAUCGUACUGAAUUGGAACUUGAAAAAGUUAAACCGUUAAUGGCUUUCAGUUCGAUACCACUCUGUUCAAUUCAACACGAACGACAAUUUAAUACCGUUCGCAUUCCAGGCAAAGAAACCGAUCACAUUGUACAUUAUUCCGAUAGUCAACAUAUUGCUGUCUAUCAUAAAGAUCGCUGGUACAAAGUUUUCACUUACUAUAGAAAUAAACUCUUACAACCGUGCGAAUUACAAAUUCAAUUCGAUGAGAUUCUUCGAGAUGAAACGCCGCCUGCAGAUGGUGAAGAACAUUUGGCUGCUUUGACCGCAGGUGAUCGAACUUUGUGGGCUACAGCACGUGAAACAUUCUUUAAUACUGGUUGUAAUCGUGUGUCGUUGGAUGCGAUCGAAAAAGCGGCCUUCGUACUCAUUUUAGAAGAUUCUGAUUUCGAAAUUGGAACGAAUAUGAGCAACGAAUUUGAUGAAUACGCUCGGGCAAUUUUCCAUGGCAAAGGUUACGAUCGUUGGUUCGACAAAUCAUUCAAUCUAAUUAUCAGCAAAAAUGCAGUGUUUGGUUUAAAUGUAGAACAUAGUUGGGCUGAUGCACCUGUGUCUGGCCAUAUGACUGAAUAUGUUCUUGCAGAAGAUUUCAUUGUGCUCGGUUACGAUCCCCUUGGUAAUACUCACGGUAUUCCACGUUUCAAUGCUAUCCAUCCGAUAAAACUCAAAUGGGACCUUUCAAGUGCCUGUAAAAAAGUGAUCGAACAAAGUUUGAACGAAGCUACUGCGUUGUGCAAUGACGUUGAUCUACAUGUGUACGUUCAAAAUUCAUAUAGUAAAAAUUUCAUCAAGAAAUGUAAAAUAUCUCCAGAUGCUUAUAUUCAAAUGGCUCUUCAAUUGGCUCACUAUCGUGAUUCUGGUCGUUUUAAUUUAACCUAUGAAGCAUCAAUGACACGAUUGUUUCGUAAUUCUCGUACCGAAACGGUACGAUCGUGUUCGAUCGAGUCGAGUGCUUGGAUCAGAGCUAUGGAAAAUUCAAUGAUCACUAAUACCGAACGUAUUCAAUUGUUACGCCUUGCAUGUGAUUUUCAUCAACAACAGUAUCGUGACGCCAUGAGUGGUAAAGGCAUCGAUCGACAUUUGUUCUGUCUCUAUGUAAUCUCGAAAUAUCUCAAGUUGGAUUCACCAUUUCUUCAAAAUGUUUUGCAAGAACCAUGGAAACUAUCUACUAGUCAAACACCAACACAAUAUGGCAAUCCUCAUGUAAAGUCGAACACAACAGCCGACGGAGUCAGUGCUGGUGGCGGUUUUGGAUCUGUUGAUCAAAAUGGAUACGGGGUUAGUUAUAUUAUAUCCGAGGAUAUCAUCUUUUUUCACAUUUCUUCUCGACGAUCAUCUCGUGAAACGGAUUCACAACGUUUCGGCAGAGAAAUUCGCAAAGCCCUCGAUGAUAUCCGUACUCUCUUUGAAGAAACUACAAAAAUUGCCUAG
This is a messenger RNA of Rotaria socialis, 2280 nucleotides long. The record is from the annotation of a GenBank genome assembly. Lineage: Eukaryota; Metazoa; Rotifera; Eurotatoria; Philodinida; Philodinidae.